Messenger RNA from Xenia sp. Carnegie-2017, 577 nucleotides. RefSeq names its product microsomal glutathione S-transferase 1-like. The record is from RefSeq and is a predicted model, not a curated record. Gene Ontology annotation, cellular component: membrane. Lineage: Eukaryota; Metazoa; Cnidaria; Anthozoa; Malacalcyonacea; Xeniidae.
GUCACACAUGAUCAAAGCUUAUGUUUCUAUCCUUUGACAAUGGAUUCUGUUCUGUGGACAUUUCAGAAUCCAGUAUUUGCUUUUUACUCAUUGUGUUCGACAAUAUUAUUGUUGAAAAUGUUAAUGAUGCCAAUUUGGACGGGAUAUCAGAGAGUAAAAAAUAAGAAUUUUUCUUGGCCAGAAGAUUAUCGUCAAAGGAGAAAAGGUGUGAAACCUGUACAUCCUGACGUUGAACGCAUUCGACGAUGCCAUCAAAAUGAUUUGGAAAAUAUCCUACCAUUCUUUGUGCUUGGUCUCUUCUACACAUUAACUAACCCCUCACUGAUUUCAGCUCAAUUUCUAUUUGGAGGAUUUACAGUAGCUCGUAUUAUCCAUACAAUUGUGUUUGCAAAUGCAGUCCCACAACCAACUCGUAUUUUGGUAUUCAGUUUUGGUGUGACCAUCAAUUUCAUCAUGGCUCUUUUAGUCUUAAAGAAUUUGAUAAUUUUGUAAAUUGCAACCUUAUGAAAACUAUUUUCAAUAAUUAAUUUUAACUGUAUACGACACAAUCAAAUACAAUGAAACACAAAGAUUGCAA